Molecule: messenger RNA, 930 nt
Organism: Hordeum vulgare subsp. vulgare (domesticated barley)
Lineage: Eukaryota; Viridiplantae; Streptophyta; Magnoliopsida; Poales; Poaceae
Product: thaumatin-like protein
Exons: 1
Coding region: 98-778 (226 amino acids)
Biological process (GO): defense response
Cellular component (GO): extracellular region
Source: RefSeq, a predicted model, not a curated record
AGGAAGCCACAAAUUCACCACCACUGCACGCACGCACGCACACUACCAACACAAUUCACAAGUCCUCAGAGGACAACAAGAGCGGUAUCAUCCAUCCAUGGCGUCCUCUCGUGUUGUCUACCUCCUGGCCGGUCUACUCCUAGCCGCCCUCGCCGCCACCACAGACGCGGCCACCAUCACCGUCGUCAACCGGUGCUCCUACACGGUGUGGCCGGGCGCGCUCCCGGGUGGCGGUGUGCGUCUCGACCCAGGCCAGUCGUGGGCGCUGAACAUGCCCGCGGGUACCGCGGGCGCCAGGGUGUGGCCGCGCACCGGGUGCACCUUCGACGGCAGCGGCCGCGGCCGGUGCAUCACCGGCGACUGCAACGGUGUGCUGGCAUGCCGGGUGUCCGGCCAGCAGCCGACCACGCUGGCCGAGUACACCCUGGGCCAGGGCGCGAACAAGGACUUCUUCGACCUGUCCGUCAUCGACGGGUUCAACGUGCCGAUGAGCUUCGAGCCCGUGGGAGGGUGCCGUGCUGCGCGGUGCGCCACGGACAUCACCAAGGAUUGCCUCAAGGAGCUGCAGGUGCCGGGAGGGUGCGCGAGCGCGUGCGGCAAGUUCGGCGGCGACACCUACUGCUGCCGUGGCCAGUUUGAGCACAACUGCCCGCCGACCAACUACUCAAUGUUCUUCAAGGGCAAAUGCCCCGACGCCUAUAGCUAUGCGAAGGACGACCAGACCAGCACCUUCACCUGCCCUGCCGGAACCAACUACCAGAUCGUCCUCUGCCCUUAGAUCAAUAUCAGUCAAUUACUUGGGUCAAUAAGGAAUAAGGACUACUCUUAGUCUGCUUAUGAUCGAGGAUCAUUUGUAUGUGCUAUGUCAUAUAUGCAUGCUAGUGCCUGUAUGUGGAUCAAUUAUAAAUAAAUGGUUAAAUAAUAUGAGUA